Trichoderma virens Gv29-8 is the source of this 192-nucleotide messenger RNA. RefSeq lists its product as uncharacterized. The record is from RefSeq and is a predicted model, not a curated record. The transcript is spliced from 2 exons. The coding region runs from base 1 to 192 and encodes 63 amino acids. NCBI's taxonomy places the organism in Eukaryota, Fungi, Ascomycota, Sordariomycetes, Hypocreales, Hypocreaceae.
AUGAAGUCAGCACUUGUAUGGACAGGCUUUGCAGUCCUGCAGGGCCUGCUCGUCGCUUCAGCACCUAUUGGUCCCUCGGGCCCCUGUCCAGAUGUAAAGGUGGAUGCCAUCCUCCGAGGCGACAUGGAUCCAUCUGCAUGUUGCUCCUACGGUAAAUGCAAAGGCGAUGUUGUCGUCUCCGUUGGUAAUUAA